Molecule: messenger RNA, 3149 nt
Organism: Ornithorhynchus anatinus (platypus)
Lineage: Eukaryota; Metazoa; Chordata; Mammalia; Monotremata; Ornithorhynchidae
Gene: S1PR2
Product: sphingosine-1-phosphate receptor 2
Exons: 2
Coding region: 567-1604 (345 amino acids)
Biological process (GO): sphingosine-1-phosphate receptor signaling pathway
Cellular component (GO): membrane
Molecular function (GO): sphingosine-1-phosphate receptor activity
Source: RefSeq, a predicted model, not a curated record
AGAGAGGAGAACGAGACACAGUGAGCAGGUUGGUGUUAGAAGACCAAAGUGUGCGGGCCGGGUUGUAGCGGGAGAGGAGCCAGGUUAGGUAGGAGCGGGAGAGGAAAGGCGUCGGUUGGUCCAGAUUGCCAUUGGGCCAAUCACAGGCCUGUCCAUCUUUGUUUCUCACCCCCCUCCCCACCCACCCCCGGGUCCCGAUCCGCCCUCCCCCCCAACUCUCUUGGGAGCGGAGUCCGUGGAUCGUGGAAUUGGGGGGAACAAGAGGCCUCUGUGGCCAGAGCUGGGCAAGGCGACGGUCCCCGGGGAGCUGGGGGCCGGGGAGCAGCACAAACCCUCCUCUGUUCUCGGUCUGGAGCGGAUGUGCCCCCACCCCUGGCCCCCAGCCCCCGCGUCGUGCAGCUGUUCCCGCCGGCAGAGGAGUCACGCGGACCGGCUGCGCUCGUCAGUAGGAGCCACCGACAGCUGUGACCCCCGGGAUGGAUCCACCCCAUGACUGAGCUCCUUCCCGGGGCGGGGGAGUCCCGGAGCCCGACCUCCUUCCGCCCUCCACUCCGUGAGCCGCAGCGAUGAGCAGCAUCUACAAGGACUACCUGAGCCACGGCAAGGUGCAGGAGCACUACAACUACACCAAGGGGAUUCCCGAGUCACAGCUGACCCCGUCCCGCCAGGCGGCCCAGGCCGUGAUCUUGGCCAUCUGCGUGGCCAGCGUCUUGGAGAACCUGCUGGUGCUGGGGGCCGUGGCCCGGAAUCGCCGGUUGCACUCAGCCAUGUACCUUUUCCUGGGGAACCUGGCCCUGUCAGACCUGCUGGCCGGGGCCACCUUCAUGGCCAACGUCCUCCUCUCGGGCCCCCGGACGUUCCAGUUGACCCCCGUGGCCUGGCUGGCCCGGGAGGGGUCGGCCUUCACCGCCCUGUCGGCCUCGGUCUUCAGCCUGUUGGCCAUCGCCGUGGAGCGCCACGUGGCUGUGGCCCGGGUGCGGGUGUACGGCGCCGUCGGCGGUGGGGGGCGGCGAGUCCUGGGGCUCCUGGGGGCGUGCUGGGCAGUGGCUCUGGCCAUUGGCGGCCUGCCCAUCCUGGGCUGGAACUGCCUGGGGCGGCUGGAGGCCUGCUCCACCGUCCUGCCCCUCUACGCCAAACCCUACGUGGUCCUGGUGGCCUCCGCCUUCAUGGUCAUCCUGGCGGCCAUCGCGGGGCUCUACGCCCGGAUCUACUGCGUGGCCCGGGCCAGCCACGCCGAGCUGGCCGGACCCCGGGCCCUGGCCCUGCUCCGGACGGUGGCCAUCGUUCUGGGCGUCUUCGUGGCUUGCUGGCUGCCCACCUUUGCCAUCCUGCUCCUGGACGCGUCCUGUCCCCACCGGGCCUGCCCCAUCCUGGCCCAGGCCCACUACUUCUUCAGCUUCGCCACUCUGAACUCGCUGCUCAACCCCAUCAUCUACACGUGGAGGAGCCGGGAGUUGCGGGGGGAAGUGCUGCGGAUGCUGGGCUGCCGGCAGGGGAGGCGGCUGCCCGUGGGGCGGGCGCCAGGGGGCCGGAGCACCUUCGGACCCCCGCGUACCUCCGGUCCCACCUCGCCCACCUUGCUGGAGGGACAGACCAUGGUCUGAUGUUUGGGCCGCGGAGCCCCCCGCCGUCGGCGGGUCACGGGUUGGGGGGGUGGGGGCUUCAGGAUUGGAUACCCCUGACAGCUGGGGGCAUGGUGGCGGCCGAACUGGAGUAUGGAGAGACGCUCCUCCUCGGGUCCAGUCCGACUUCACGCCAUUCUGCUGAAGCGACACGCCCAGGCUCUGAGCCUUAGGCCCCGGGUCGCAGACCUCCGGGAGGUCGGGGACGGAAGACGCCGAGACAGUAUCCCCCCGGGGAUUGGCACGGCGCUGAACCCGGACGCUUCCUUCUUCACUUUUCAUCCCCUCUCCUCCCCUGCAACCCAGCCCGUCGUUUUCCCGCUUCUCCUCCUGCCACAUCCGUCUUGGCUUUGCAUUCUCGCAACUUCCUAAAUCUGAGCAGUGGUGGAGGGAGUCCAGCUUGGCUUCUCCUGCCCUUUUUGUCCUUCCCCCGCCCAGGAUGUCGUCCCCCCCCCCCCACCUCGCUUCUCCAGUUCCUUCCCACCCCUCAGCGGCACGUCCCAGACUGGACAGAUGGGCUUAGGACUGGGGCUGCACCCAUGGGGAUCUGGAGGGGGCAGGGGCGGAGGGGCUGGGUCUUCCCUCUCCCCGCACCAAACUGAGCUAUUACCCUUCAAGUUUUAUUGAAGGAUGAGGUGGUUUCCCCAUCACCAGCCCUUUCCUGUACCCGGGAGAGGUUGUUGCUGAACCCCGUGAGCUGGUGAGAUGGUAUGGACAGUCAAGUGGGAAAUCUUUUUAUGUUUGUGUGGGCCUGUCCCGUGAGGUUGGUGGGGAGGGCCACGUGGGUCCAGUCAUGCUUGUCCCUCCGGGAUGGAUGCCUCUGCGUGUCCGGAAGCCAGACUGCCCUUACUGGCUUGUCCCGGCUUGUGGGCCUGUUUGCGUGUCUCUUUGGGGAUCUAUAUGGGCCUCCACGUGCACCUAGGCACAGGUCCUGAUCGGUGACUGCAUGUGUGCCCCAUGGGUCCUUGUCCCACGUGUGUGAGCACUUCUGCGUGGGUCCUGACAUGGGGCUGCACGUCCAUCUCUCCAUGUGGUGUCCCCCGUGGCCGGUGGCUGCAGCAGCAGUGGACACGUCCUGGCUCGUCUGGGAAGCCCGGUGUGACCGUGGUGGAUCCAGCGGAGUGCUCCCGCUUUCCCCAGUGUCUCUCAAAGCUGCUUGCUGCAUCCAGUUCCCUCUCGCCCCGGGGCAAAGUUUUAAAGAAGGGGCUGGACCUGUCCCUCUCUUCUGCACUUCUUGCCCCCACCCCCCUGCCCCUCAACGAGCCCACCACUCAGCAACUAGGAAACCCAGGUGGGGGCCAGGAACCUCAGACUGCUGGUACUACACUUUGCCCACCCUUCAAUGCCCAGUGCUGGGGCAGUUGAGGGGGACGGUAAUGUCCUGGAGGGGGAAGACUUUUUGCCAAAAAUAAUAAUGAAGAGGAGAGGGAGUGUUGGGGGGAUGGAGAUUCCAGGCCCCUCCCCUCCCACUGGCUCCUCCCUGCCCAGACCCAUGUGAAUUAAAUAGUUUUUGACUUCUGUUGUUAA